Molecule: messenger RNA, 2619 nt
Organism: Chionomys nivalis (European snow vole)
Lineage: Eukaryota; Metazoa; Chordata; Mammalia; Rodentia; Cricetidae
Gene: Nek2
Product: NIMA related kinase 2
Exons: 8
Coding region: 192-1523 (443 amino acids)
Biological process (GO): protein phosphorylation
Molecular function (GO): protein kinase activity; ATP binding
Source: RefSeq, a predicted model, not a curated record
CCCGGCGGCCGGUAGCUCUGGGGCUCGGCAGGCGGCUGACGAGUCGGGGGUCGGUGCGGUUCCCCGGGCGGCAACGCUGCUCGGCGCCGUGGACCUGCAGCGGGCUGAGACUGGGCUCCGGGCGGCGCGGCUAAUUCUGUGCGGCUCGUGGGUCGGGGUGCUGCGAGGAUCCCGGGGGGUGGACACCCGCCAUGCCGUCCCGGGUGGAAGACUACGAGGUGCUGCACAGCAUCGGCACCGGCUCCUACGGCCGCUGCCAGAAGAUUCGGAGGAAGAGCGACGGCAAGAUCCUGGUGUGGAAGGAACUCGACUAUGGCUCCAUGACGGAGGUGGAGAAGCAGAUGCUUGUGUCUGAAGUGAACUUGCUUCGGGAGCUGAAACAUCCAAACAUCGUCCGUUACUAUGAUCGCAUUAUUGACAGGACUAACACAACCUUGUACAUCGUGAUGGAAUACUGUGAAGGUGGGGACCUGGCCAGUGUCAUCACUAAGGGGACCAAGGAAAGGCAAUACUUGGAGGAAGAGUUUGUGCUCCGAGUGAUGACUCAGUUGGCCCUGGCCCUCAAAGAGUGUCACAGAAGGAGCGAUGGUGGCCAUACUGUGCUUCACCGGGAUCUGAAGCCAGCCAACGUCUUCCUGGACAGCAAACACAACGUCAAGCUUGGGGACUUUGGACUAGCAAGAAUUUUAAACCACGACACGAGUUUUGCAAAAACAUUUGUUGGCACACCUUACUACAUGUCUCCUGAGCAAAUGAGCCGCUUGUCCUAUAAUGAGAAGUCGGACAUCUGGUCGCUGGGCUGCCUGCUGUAUGAGCUGUGUGCAUUGAUGCCUCCAUUCACAGCUUUCAAUCAGAAAGAGUUAGCUGGGAAAAUCAGAGAGGGGAGAUUCAGGCGGAUCCCCUACCGCUACUCUGAUGGGCUGAAUGACAUCAUCACUCAGAUGCUGAAUUUAAAGGAUUACCACCGACCUUCAGUGGAAGAAAUUCUGGAGAGCCCUUUGAUAGCAGACUUGGCUGCGGAGGAGCAGAGGAGGCAUCUGGAGAGAAGAGGACAGCGCUUAGGCGAGCCUUCGAAGCUGCAGGCCUCCAGCCCUGUGCUGAGUGAGCUCAGGUUGAAGGAAAAGCAGCUGCAGGAGCGAGAGCGAGCGCUCCGAGCCCGAGAGGACAGUCUGGAGCAGAAGGAACGUGAGCUUUGUAUUCGAGAGAGACUGGCAGAGGACAAACUGGCCCGAGCCGAGAGUCUAGUGAAGAGCUACAGCUUGCUGAAGGAACAGAGGCUCCUGUCCCAGGCCAGUGCCUCAGAACUUGACCUUCCAUCGUCAGCAGUGAGGAAGAAAGUUCAUUUCCGUGGGGAGAGCAAAGAGAACGCCGCAAGGAGCGAGGAUGCCGAGAACCAGCUUGCCAAGACCAAGUGCAAGGACCUGAAGAAGAGGCUUCAUGCUGCCCAGCUGCGGGCCCAAGCCCUGUCGGAUAUAGAAAAAAACUACCAGCUAAAGAGCAGGCAGAUCCUGGGCAUGCGCUAGGCCAGCAGGGCGGAGCUGGGCAGUAUUGAUGCUGCCAGCCCACUGGAGAUUGGUCCUCCGCUGCUGUAGUUUGUGUGUCUGGUUCUGAGCUUGGCCUUCGUGCACAGUGAGCAUGACGCUGGGAUUGUCUGUGCUCUAUCUCAGCAGCAGGGCUACAAGAUGAACGUGCCUCCCUUUUCCCCCUAAUAUCCCUGUGUAGAAAACACGGUGCCUUUGCUGGUUGGCUGGGCCUUUAUCUUGUGUGCCAUUACUACUGGGAAUAUGAGAUGGGACACUGUAGAUUUUAGAAGAUAAUGCUAGGGAAGGAAUACAAACCUCGGGCCUUCCUGAGCAGUUUACAAGGCUGAGUGGUGUACCUGUAUCUGUCAUGCUUAGGUUUACACUGAAAAUCUGUGCAGGAGGAGCGGUGUGCCCAGCACCUGCUGCCCACAACCAUGAUGAUGAACGUGGUCUGGCCUCUUACUGUCAUCAGCUGCUUAGUGGUGGUCGGGUGUUGGUGAUUCCUGCCUUCACGGCAGUUUCUGAGUGAGGAGUCAGCUGUGCUGUGACUCUUCCCUCUUAGGGUCACGCUCUAGAGGUUAGGGAGGCAGGGGAGGCCUUUUUAGUGUGUGAUAUUAUGGGGACAGACCCAGCCAUUGACCCGACAGCCCAACAUUUUAAUGCGGUUCGUCUCAUGAUUAAAUACCCAGACUUCUUGCAUUUUAAAAUUCUGUGUCCUUUAUUUCCUGGACCUAUAAAACUUGCCUGGGUGUGUAAAUUGCAGGGUUGACUUUUCAAAUGCUGUGUAAGUUUUCUCCUGUUUGGCACUUGGAGCUGCAGAAGCAGUGCCAGGGAUCUCUUGCAGCUGCGGAUGCAAAGCCUUUGGAUCUCGGAAGCUAGGUCUUUGGUGGCAUCGUGUAAUGUUAAAAUAUGGGGAGCAGCUUGUUUGUUCUGUCUGCCAGGUGGGACUAGAAACUCAGUGGUGGCUUUUCCUACUUUUUCUUUUUUCUCCUUUGGGCUAUAAUGGCAUUGGUGUAGCAAGUGCAGAAUAAAGUCCUGUAUAUAUGAACAUUCUAAGUGUGAGGUUUUAAAUGUUCCUGAACUAUAGAAAACUUGA